AUGGCGUUCAACGAAAGUGUGGUUAUUGUGGACUAUUAUUGCUACGGUUGCAACCAAAUGGUGGAGCGAGUGGACGAAGAGAGCUGUUCCCGUUGUCGCAAUCCAUUCAUAGAAGAACAGAUCGGCGGAAAUAUGGCGCCCAUCGAUAGGCCACAACUCACACCACAAAUGGACAAUGAAAUUGAUAAUGCGUUAGAGAGCGGCACAAAUGUACUUCUCGUUAAACACGAGACAUACGGCAAGAUAUACGGCAAAGACAUUCUCACUCUUAAGGGACUCAAUCGGCUUAACGACGAGAUUAUCGACUUUUACAUGAGUCUCAUCGUCGAGAGGGGCAAAAACGACAACUUCAGGACAGUUCACGCUUUCAACACAUUCUUCUAUAAGAAGAUCAAAGACAACGGACCGCAGAGUCUGAAGCGUUGGACACGAAAAUUAGAUGUCUUCGCAAACGACUAUAUAUUUAUUCCCAUCCAUUUAGGAAUGCAUUGGUGUCUCGCCGUAAUUGAUUUGAUGAAUAAACGGAUUCAAUACUACGACUCGAUGGGCGGCACAAACAUGGGUUGCGUUCAGUCGUUGUUUGAAUGGCUGUCGUGUGAAAGUGUGGACAAGAAGAAGGUGUCGUUACAGGCGAGUGAAUGGGUGCUCGAAAUGGCGCUAAACAUUCCGCAACAGAUAAAUGCUAGAGACUGUGGA
Medioppia subpectinata is the source of this 696-nucleotide messenger RNA. The record is from the annotation of a GenBank genome assembly. Lineage: Eukaryota; Metazoa; Arthropoda; Arachnida; Sarcoptiformes; Oppiidae.